Molecule: messenger RNA, 9830 nt
Organism: Porites evermanni
Lineage: Eukaryota; Metazoa; Cnidaria; Anthozoa; Scleractinia; Poritidae
Source: the annotation of a GenBank genome assembly
UGAUCCCCACACCUUCAAAAUACUACCAAACAUCGAAAAUGCAAAAAAGAGUUUUAUUUUCGAGCUGAAAUAUUAUUAACAGAAACUCUUGGAGUUAAACUACGCUAUGUCCAUGCGAGAAACUCCUAGAGGUUCGGACGAGAACCUCUACAGCGCUUCAACAGAUAGCUUUUGGGACGUAGGCAAUUUCAAACGAACAGUCAAACGGAUCGACGAUGGUGCGAAAUUAUGCGACGAAUUUAUGAAGCUCGUCGUUGAACGAGCGAAUAUUGAAGCCAAAUACGCGUUUAAGUUGAAAGCUUGGUCUAAGAAAUGGGAGGAAUGCGUAAAAAGCGGUCCAGAGUAUGGAACGAUGGAGGCUGCCAUGCUUGGGGCAGUGACGGAGGCUGAGUCACGGGCUGAAAUUCACAUGCACUGCCGAGAUAAGCUAAUCGACGAAGUCCACGAGUCCAUAAAGAAGUGGAAAAAUGAAAAUUACCAUAAAGGAAUAUUUCAGUGGAAAGAGACGAAAGAAGCUGACGAUGGUUUUACAAGAGCGCAAAAGCCGUGGGCGAAACGCUUAGCAAAAGUUGAACGUGCAAAGAAAGCUUACCAAAACGCCUCAAGGAGCGCUGACCAGGCUUCGAAGCUGGAAACCGAAGCUGGUCAUGACGCAGACAAGCCUGCAGAUAAACUGAAAAAGUUACAGGACGCUACAGAAAAAGCGAAACGAGAAAUGGAGAAAUGUAGAGAAAAAUAUGAACUUCGACUCGAGGAAAUUACUGCUUAUAAUUCUCAAUAUGAGCGAGAUAUGAUUCAAGAGUUUGAAAGAUGUCAAGAGAAUGAAGACACAAGACUAACGUUUUUUAAAGACGUUCUUUCUCAGUAUCACAAAUGUUUGGAUAUCUCGGAAAGCCCAGAGUAAGUAUUACUUUUCUUUUUUGUUUAUUAAUUCUUUAGGAAACCGAAAUUAAUUAAUGAAAUUGUUGUAGAAUUAGGCUUAAAUAGCCUGUUGCAAAUUAAUAGAAGCUUAAGUCUUUAAAGCCCAUUAAGUACAUGAACAAAUAGUGUACAGUUUGUUGUCUUGUAGACAUUUCAAUUUGCUAAAAUUUUAACUGUUUCUGCGAAUAUGUAUUGCUUUUGGUAUUUCCUGGUUAAUUAUUGUACACAGGAAGUGAAAGAAAUAAGUGACUUUUAUAGCUUCAUUUUCUCCAUGCAUUUGUCUUGAAUUAACUUUAAUGUCGUGGUAAAAAGACUGUGCGUUUUUUAAAAAACAUAUCAUGUUUUGCCUUCAUUUGGGCUUGCAAAAGCAUGUGUACAGAAACCAGCUGUUUUAUGCUAUUAUAUUCAAUUUGUUGCAAGUUUGCAAAUAAUUUUAUUAAAGUUCUAAAACAUGUUAAUAUGUAACACAUGUGAAGAUAUUAGGGCCAUUUAUUCGAGGAAAAAUAAGAUGCGUCUUACAUAAGACGCAUCCUAAAUAAGACACAAACUCUCCCGUGUAAAUGGCACAUUUCUAUGAAAUUUACCUAAGAUGCGUCUUAUCUAAGACCAACCCUUAACACCUGUUCUUCGAUAAGAGGCGUCGUAGCUAAGUUGCGUCUUAAUGUGCCGUUUAUACGGGAUAGUUUGUGUCCUAUUUAGGACGUGUCUUAUGUAAUACGCAUCUCAUUUUUCCUCAUAUAAAUGGCGCUAUUGUGAAACAAAAUUGACUAGUUUGUGGUCUUGAGCAAAAUUUGUGGUUUUAAUGGUCACUUCCAAGCCAUCCUUGGAGCCUUUGCAUUUUCUCUAAACUCAACCCUAUUAAAAAUACGCAGCCCAUUUAUAAGCUCCCCCCCCCCUCCCUCCUGGUGUCCAUACUUAUGGGAUUUGACUGUCUUUCUUUUUGUAUUUCUAAAGCACAGAAUCAUUUUCUAUGUAAACUUUGUUGGUCUUUGUAUUUAUCAUAUUUCAGAGUGGACAGACUGCAAAUUAUAUAUAGUAGUUGCUAAAAAAUAUAUAUCUUCGUGUCGCAACUGUUCAUCAGUAAGACGCCUAAAAUGCGUGCAAUUCCACAAUUGGUUUUGGCUCCAUUAAAUCCUAUACCAACUGCAGAACAUUUUAGGAAGAGCCACCCACCAUCUGAGCACAGUCACGGACAACACAUAUAAGUCAGGAAAAUAACGCAAAGUAAAAUUAAGACGUUAAUUAACGAACUAAAUGUACAUGUCAAUGACAUAAAUAAAGAAAUAAUGCGCGAGCUCAAAAUAAAGUUGUACGCGCACACAUACCAAGAUACAACUGAAACACAUAUUUGAAGGUUACAUGCACAAAAUGUGAUGCAUGAUUUUGCGAUUAGAUGCCCAAUUCAAGACAUGACAACCAGCUUACAAGUGCAAAGUUCUAUAAAGUAAACCAACUCUCACACUUCCAACAGUCAGACUCUCAGUGAAUGUGUUUGUUUUUGUAAAAUGUUGUAGUUGUAGGGUGCAUUAAUUAUUUUAUUGUUUAUUAUUCAUUAAUUACUUUAUUAUAAAUUCAUUGUAAUGUACCGAACUUGUGGGGCACAAAAUAACUCGUUUAAAUCAUAAAUCCUUCUUUUAUUUAAAUCACCAUCCGCGCGUACAUUUCCUCUCCGACUGAUCUCAACAAAAGGUGAUUUUGCACUACUCUCUUUUUCAGCUACUCCAAUUUCAAAUGUCAAUAAAAAAAAAAGGGAUAACACUAAUAUGAUACUAAAAGAGUCACAUCCGGUUUAAAUGAGUGUCACAACAUUUCCGUCAGUGUCACGUUUCCGUCAGUAAUAUGUAUCAGGAUAAUUUUAAUGAUUUCACUUUGUCAGCUUUCAAUCAUCAUAAUUAAUUAGGAAUUUAAACAGUAGUAAGGUAAUAAUUUUGAUUCUUUUACAGUACUUCUCUCAUGUGAAUUCCCCCCCAAAAAAACUUCAAUUGCCUGUCAGGCAAGUUAAGGAUAGAUUUUACUAGCCCAAUUGCAAAUCCACUAGCCCCGGGCUGUCAGCCACAACUUUCUAUGCACACUGCCUUUUAUGUUUUUUAAGUCAUGCAGUGGGUCUCUGACGUAACCUUCUGUGAAAUUUUGCAAAAAAUCUUAAGUGAAUCUAAAUUUUAGAGAAAAACUCUUAUAAAUGUUCAAUCGCUCCUUUUUUUUCAAAAAAGAUAGUUUGAAUCUCAACAAUAAUAUUUUUUUUUAUUACUAACAAAGGAAGAAUGUCAUGCUUCUUGGGUUUCUUACCCGACAUAUUCUUCUAUGUAAUAAUAAAAAGUAGUCUGCUAAUUCUUACUUUUUCUGUCUUUUUUUUGUUCCUCAGGUUUUUGGGUGUAUUUGUCAACAUGAGCUUGACUUUUCAAAAAGCAGAUAUGCAGGCUGAUUUGGACUGGUGGUCACGCAAUCAUGGAACAGGCAUGCCACAAAACUGGCCAGUCUUUGAGGUAUUGAACGUACUCUUUUGCACUGUUUUGCCUAUUUUAUAGUUGGACAAUACAAAGUGGUGUUUUGGUGUGCAUUUCUUUGGGAAAAUUUUUUCUUCUGAAGUUUGGUUAAUUCUAAUUCCCUUAGCCCUUACUCAUAAGCAGUAAUAAAACACAUUGUGGGUGCUCCUCCUAAAAUGUUUUACAAUAUUGGUAUAGGAUUUAAUGGAGCUGAAACUCACAAAAAACUUAAUUUUGUCUAAUUUGGUCUGUAAUCAUACUCAUAAAAUGAAAAUCAGACUCUCCCUAUGUGAUUACAGACUCAACAGGACUCCACUCAGUCAUCUUACCAUUGAAAGUGAAACUGCAGUUUUUUCAACUUCCCAGCCAUCCCAUGUAGUGGCAAAUUCUUCAUUAAGUGACAACCACUGUUUAUAUUCCCACCAUUGGGUAUGGGAGGGAGGGAAGCAUAGCAUAGCCCCAUAGCAUUUUUUAAUAUUAGUGUUUUGAUGUUAUUUUAUUAUGUAUUAGACAGACAGUUCGUUGUCACUAUAUAUGCAGUUAGCUAUUCUUAUCAACAGAGCCCAAGAUAAGCAGUGGUCAUUGAACACAGUGUUAGUUUUUGCUUUCACUCUGGCCAAAACAAAAAUAACCCUCAUUAGUAUUAUUUUACGAAAUCAGUGAAUAGCAAUUUUUGCGCGUUUUGAUUGGCUCCCGUAACUCAGAAUAUCUUUGGCUAUUCACUGUUUUACGACUGAAGCCAAGGUGGCGUCUCGUUUCGAGACAUUUGCGAAAGGCGAAACUUGACCAAUAAAUGAAGCAUUCGUACUUACAAAUACCACUUUGGCUUGUUCGUGUUUACUGGUAGGUGGAAAAUUAUUUUCAUGCUGAAUUUGCAACAAAAGUGGUAAAACUCACUUGACGAUUAACCCCCAAAAUGUUUGUAAAUUGUAAACAAAGUUCCUACUAAGUGACGUUUUUAAUUUACAAAAAGUUAUUGUUUUCAUUUUUAUCUAACUCAUUUGGUAAAUACGAAAACAACUAUCCCCCUCAUGGUUGGUGAACAGCGUCUCGGUGUAUAUCCACCACUAUUCACCUCCCCUUCGGAGGAUAGUUGUAUAUCAUUCUUGUUAGAGUGAUCCUUGUUUUAUGCCCUGUGUAGGAAGGAAAGUUUGCCAUUAAAGAGCUGCAAAACAGAAAAACAUACAAAAAACAUCUCACAUCUCAAAGAAAAAAGGAAAUAAAAAGGAAUGUAUCAACUGAGGUGCUUAGCAUUGAGGGGUCGCUCCACGAACCUGAAGGUGUUCAUUUUGAGGCGCAUAACCAAGAUAGAGAGAAAGACUCAUUUGAUCUUAUCAAUUUAAACUCAGAACACAGCAUUCAGAGAGGGUCAUUUAGUAGCAUUGAGUCAAACAAUAGAAAUGGCGAAUUACGUGUAACUGAUAGGGUUGUGAAUGAUGUAGGAGAGCCUCAAGAUAGAUCACUUUCCUCUGAUGUUCAUAUUGUGCAGGAGACAUAUGGCAAUGGCGCAGAGGCAGUUUAUUGUACAAUUGUAGAUAUUACAAAUAGUGAUCAGACAGAUAGUGGAACUAGCUCAAAGGAAAUCAAAGCUGCAGAGCAUGCAAGUCCCAAACAGGUCUCAAAUUUCAUAUACAGUGGCAUUACCUGUACAUCAAAUCAAUUCCGUACAGCUGUCAAACAUAAUUUGGAGGAAACACAAGACAGCGAUAUUGUAGGUAUGACUAGAAACGGAGAGGUCAAUACGGAGUUAAUUUAUUGUGAGAUAAUGGAUACGACAGUCACACCUGAGGUAGUUAGUGAUCUUCAGCUAACAGAAUUCCAGCAGUUAGACUGCAAAGCAUCUUUACAGGCCAAUGUUACACAGUCAGACUUGGUUAUGUCAGUCAGUAAAAAGCACUCGCAGGCAGACAGUUAUCAGGCGAGGGUCAAAUGGUUAUUGAGUAAAACCACCCUAUUUUUCAUUCCUUAAUUAUAAUUUUUGGAACUAUGAAACCACAAACUUUGUGCUUUUUAAUGACAGGCUCGUGUGAUAAGAGCUUUUAGUUUGGCCCAAAAAUCUUGUAUGCUCAAAAUCAGAGGGAGUCCAGGAUGCAUUCUUCGGUGAUAUGCUGAGAAAUUAUAGUGAAUAUAUGAAUAAUGAUUUAGAGGUAGCACAUCCACAAAGUGCUUCAUCACCUACCAUUCCUUGUCGAAUUGGAAUUUGGGAAAAACUGGCAUACCUGGAGAAAAACCAGUCUGAGCAAAGAAGAUAACCAACAACAAACUCAACCUUCGUAAUUAUGGUGUCAAUGCCAGGUUUGAACCUGGACCUCAUUGGUGGGAGGCGAGCGCUCCUACCACUGCACCACCCUAGCUCCUCUGAUGGGUAUAUUAAUUAAGCAGUUUUUACUGUCAGUGAUGUUCCACUGGCUGUGAAAAAUUAUUUUUGUUGCUGUAAGUUAGGCCCUUCAUUUCCAUUUUUGUUGUUUUGAUGUUCUUAUAGGAGUACAAUGAAAUACCACUUAAACGGUCCUCAACACGAAGUCAUGGGCAUGGAGCAGCAUAUCCUGGCACACAGAAUCACAUUGAAGACAAUACUGAUUACUCUCACAAAAAUGAAACGUAUGUUUGGUUGUACUUAUUGAAAUGUAUUGGCCAUUUAAAUCCUUUUUCAGUGUAAAGACUUAAAUGCACACUAUCUUCUUAGGGAACUUGACGUAAUGCGUAAGUUAGGGUUGCCAUUUUCUUGUCAAACAACAAACUGCAUGAUUUUUCAUUUAUUACAAAAAUAAACUCCAUGCAAGUUACUUGGAGAUGUUGUGGUUCAAUUUUAUCCGUGGUUUAAAUUUUUUUUCAUAAAAUAUGAUAAUGAGUUUUAAACAAAGGGAAAUAAGUUUAAACCAAGAACAAAAUUGAACCACAACUUAACAGAGACUUCCUGCUUUUUUAAACCAGCAAUUGAUUCAUAGGAGGUAAUGCUCAGAACUUUUGUUGGGCCUUUGGACGUUAUGUGGGUGUGGGUUUAUUGGCCUAGUAGAACAUUAUUUUGGUGGCAUAAAAAUAAUACUAUUGAACCUUAUUUUCACCUCCCCAUUGUGGGGUACCAGCAGCGGCUGCAUCUAACAGGUCUCAGUUGUUGUUAUUACAUUGCAAUACUUGAUAUGGCAUGUUGGUAGCACAAUCCAGAGAAAAUGUCUAGGAAUUCCAUAUGAUCUUUGAUGUCAAAAAACUAUAUUUAACCAUUGCAGCCACAAAGAACAAGUUUGUAUGGUAUCCAACUUUGCUCCACCAUACUUACCUCAGUAAAAAAGAUAUAUUCCCCUGGUAGAUGGAAAAUCUGUUCAAUUGGCAGCAUUAAGGAAGUUAGAACUACAAAAAUCCAUGAUAGAAAUGUGACGGUGAAUUUUAAGCGUGGAGAAUACACUGAUGAGAAAGUUUUUUUCCCAUCAGUGACACAGGUAGCUUGGAAGAAAAAAUCCCAGGUCUGUUCGACUCCUUUUGGGAGUAAUUGGAUUUUUUCUUUUGAGCUGCCUUUCUCACUGACGGAAUAACAUCCUUUUCAUUUAAACAUCCAGUUUGUUUUUUGUAAACAGUAAGUGAAAGGAUAGUAAGAUCUUUUAUUGUUAUAAUUACUAUUUGUAAAUAGGCUUUUUAUCAUGAUUGUUGUAAUUUAUUAUUAUCAAUUUUGUUUUUAGAGGGCCACUAGGGAGAAUACUUUUCAUAGUAAUUGGUGUCACCCUCUUAAAAUAAAGGUUAUAUAAUGCACAUAAAAUUAGAAUGCAAAUUCUGAGUAACAUCGAGAUCUUGUGUUAGAAUAGUGUAUCACUCUAGGUAUUUGUCAAUACCAUCUUGAUUUCUUUUUCGUAGUGUUGAACAUAAUCCAUUCAACAAUUACACAUCAACAUCAAAUGAUGACUUCAGUGACCAAGCUGGUACGGAUGAGUGGGAGCCGCCACCUGUAGAAGAUGCUGGUAUUCCAGUCAGGGCUUUGUACGACUUUCAAGGUAUUGAAGAUGAUGAGCUGAACUUCAAAGAAGGAGAUGUGCUCACUCAACUCUCUUCCCAAGAUGACCAGGGAUGGUGCCAGGGGAGAUUCCAAGGAAAAGUUGGGCAUUUUCCUGGCUCCUACGUUGAACCUCUGUAAGGAAAAACUGCUUGGUGUAUAUCGUUAGUGUAAUAGUAGGUCAUGUUACUCAGGAACUUGCAUCUAGGUUUCCUUGAAUGCUUAGACCCCGAAAGCAGAUCAUAACAACUUGAAAUGUAGUUGAAACAUCCAAAGUCUGCUAACAAGAUCGUAGGUCAGCUGAAGUAGUUUUUAUGAAGUCUACUCGGGGAUCAUUAUUUUGUGAGAAACUAUUAUAUGGAAGGUCAAAAUUAUUUAGCAUUUUUCAUGAAUGAGUUUUUAGAAGGUUUGAGGUAUGUCAAGUGACACUCAAUUUAUGCUUGUAAUCUGAAUCUUCAGAUAAAACAAUAAUUAUUUUACUAUAGAAAUAGAGGUAUAAAUAGAGACAAACAGAGGAGCCUGCAUAAGAAGUGUUAUUUAACAGAUCACAGAAAUUGAAGAUGCUCCAUGCUCAUGUCUUGCCUUGUACUCAACUAGACUCUCAGCUUUUGCCUGGCUAAAUAAGGUGUGUUAUGCAGGCUUUUUGUGUCACAGCAAGGUAUUGUUGUUAGACUCGCUCACGCUUGAAUCAGUCAAUGUAAACUGAAUAUAGUGUUGGAAUAUUUUUGGAGUUAUUAUUAAUAGUAAUGUUUCACUGAAGUGUAAUAUUUUGUAGAUUUUGUACUCUACAGUCAAAUCACUCAUAUUAUUAUUAUAUAAGUGUUUGAAUUUAAGCAAAGGUCUGAUAAAAUAAGUCAGAGCAACUGAAAAUACUGUAGAAUGCAAUAUUAUUAAUAUGAAAGUCAGUUUAUGUAAUAGAAAGCGGAAAGAUGGAAAUAGAAAAUGCGUUCUCUAUUUCUAGAGACUUGCACACACCAGUAGAAUGUUCAGGCGAAAAGGCAAUAAAAUCCUGGUUGUAGCCAUUUAUUAAAUGCCCCACGCUUUCUAUGACAUUACUCUAAGAGAGGGGAAGGGGUACAACCUCGUUCCCAGGGUCUCUCAUCUUCCCGCCCAAGCGAGAGAGCUUGGGUGGGAAGAUGAGAGACCCUGGGAAUGAGGUUGGAAGGGGUAUGGGACUAUGGAACCUUAACCUGAAACAAUACCAUGUCCAGCUGCCUUUUGCAGCCCUGUUCUAUAUUGAGCAACAAAAUCCCAGCUAGUAAAUUUAUUACCAUAGCUUUCUAGAAACUAGGAAAAAGAGUUUUCUAUUUCUUUUAUAGUAUAGCAGUAACACUGCAAAUAAUCUCUACAGCUGGCAAUGAUAUUACUGGUGUUUGUUAUAUUUUGUUGUUGUUGUUUAUUUUUGUUGUAGCCCUUGUGAGAGAGGCUAUUUUAAGACGGUUUUUAUGUUUAAAGCAUAGUACAUUUGAACCUUUUUUUCUUUUACUCCUAGGGUCAAUUUAUUAAAACUUUCCAAGAGCGAUUUACUAGCGUAGCCAUUGUUUUAGAGGGUGAAAACAAUUUCUACACUUAAAAAUUACACUGUCCUGUAAAAGUGUUGUGAAAUUGAUCCUUGGACAAAGUUAGGGUGAGAUUAUUUGCCACGCUGACUGACUAACCUAACUCUAAAUUUGUGAACGAAAUUUUAUGGGGUUGCCAUACUUACUACUCAGAAAAGAAAUUUGAUCUUGUGUUGUUUUUUCUUUGGUUUCCAAUGAGUGAUUUGAGCCCUGUAGCUGUAAACAUAGCUUUGUUUUGUUUUCACAAGUGAAAGAUUAAAUUUCCAAACAUUAUGCUGGAUCAGUACCCAAUAGAAACUUUUAGUAAAAUGUUUGGUAGCGUAAAACGUAGAACAUAGCUAUCAAGGAAUAAUAUGUUAACCAUUGGCAUAAUUUCAGUUAUUUUACGUAGGAGAAACUAAAGAACGCACGCUUCACGUGCAUGAGUGAACUCUUGUCACCGAUUAUUUUUAAGUCUUGCUUUGUGAUAGAGCACUGUGAUAAGGUUCCUUUCUUCGUCAUUGUAACUUCUUAUACUUAGUAUAUAUUGUAAAGGUCAUACCAAAAUCUCCUAUAUGCCAGAAAUGAUGCUACCGUACUGUAUAGGGUGGCUGAAAUAGUGUACAAAAUAUUGCAUCAACGUGAAAUGUGAGGGAACGUCGUGCGCUGAGAAGGCGGAGUGGACAGUUGCUCCCUUCAUUCCUUCUACUCGAGGCUCGCUCUCAUGUACAAGUGCAUGAUGUCCCUUUUGAGCGCCCAAAAAAUAAAGCAGCUUACAAAGCUAAGGUAGAGCCUUUAGGGUUAACAUGGUAACUAUUUUUAUAAUAAUGAAGUGAAAUUUAGUCAGGAAAAACCGCUAACGCAGUAGGUUAGGGUAUUUAAGUUGCAGAAUAAAGCACCUCGAGG